Messenger RNA from Haemonchus placei, 429 nucleotides. Lineage: Eukaryota; Metazoa; Nematoda; Chromadorea; Rhabditida; Trichostrongylidae. The record is from the annotation of a GenBank genome assembly.
AUGUUUUCUAUUACUGUUUUCCAUCUUCUUAUUACAUGGAAAACAGACGCUUUCACUUUGCUAUGCUUCGAAAACGUUCAGUUAUAUGAGAGGAACGACUGCAUUUGCUCGGAUUCUUAUGGUAACGAAUUCGAAAUCUGCUAUAGAUCCAAAGAAAAUGCGUCGAGGAUCGGACGAAAGUUCUCAUGUGAACAUCUGGGUUUGCGUUUUGAACUCGCUGGUUUCUUUUCUGAUGAUACGCCCACCGAUAAAAUGAAAGGUUUUCGUCAGGUGUUUGAUGCAAGGUACCCCACCUAUGGCAACUGUGACGCUAGCGCAUAUAAACCCUUGAUCUUGAAUCGAUUAUCUGCUCUCCUUUCUAUCCAAAUUCGAAAGUCACUGUUCACCAUAAAAAAAUUUUCUGUGUUUUCCCUCUGGGAGAACCUGUGA